AUGAACGCCAGAUCUCAAGUAUUUGAACUAACAGUCGAAGGGCGACAGGCUGAUGAAGCGGUAGCUAGCAUUUUUCAUACUGUUUUACUUCAUAGAUCGCUAGGCAAGUUUUUUUAUAACAACGAAGGUAGUUAUUCCAUAGGAACGCUCGGCUAUACAGAUGUGGAUUGUGACUUUAUCGACUUGACGUAUGUCUGUUGUAGUUCGGCCUCUCUAGACGAGAUGCUCAAGAAGGAGAUCAGUUGCUUUUCUGAGCAGCUGAGAGGAAAUGAAGGUACUGGGAUGGGCCAGAUUACCUUAGAGUUCUUUCAGAAAAAGCCCAGCAGAUGGCUGUUCCAACCCGAAUGUAUUCCAUGGGAGGUUUGGACAGUACGACUGGAGCUGAUAACUCUGAACAACGAAGGGCAAAGGCAGGUUUGCCGAGAAAAGGUCGGCGAACUAUUGACCGACAAGAUACUGUACAUAACCGAAGUCAUGAAUCGACAUGAGUAUGUGCCCAAGAUGCCCAGUCACAGUGAGCUUGGCUUAAUUUUUGACUCCUCAUUUCCGGACGUUCAGCCAUACCUGUUUAAAGUUAAUUAUUCCGUGGCCGGGCCCGCGGCUGGUAGCUCAGUGGGAUCCAGCGUGAAAAAACUUAUUAGAGAGACUUUACUGCUCUAA
Molecule: messenger RNA, 660 nt
Organism: Acanthoscelides obtectus
Lineage: Eukaryota; Metazoa; Arthropoda; Insecta; Coleoptera; Chrysomelidae
Source: the annotation of a GenBank genome assembly